AUUGCUGCCGGCCAUGGCUGCUACGGACGGUAGAAGCCGGAGAGUUCGGACGAGACAAAUACGCGAUGGCGCAGUCUAUGGCAUGGCUUGUUCUGAUCUUCACAAUUUCUACAUUAACCUUAGUUUCUUCCAUUGAUGAUAAAUGUGCUGCUUGUAAUGCUGUCGCGGAGGAGAUAGAAUGGGGGCUUUCUCGAGAAAAACCCAGGAAUCAUUUGGAUAUGAGACAUCGCUUGGACUCUAAAGGUCAACGCAAAGGGAAGGUGAUUGAUUACAAAGUCAGUGAGCUGAGAGUUGUUGAGCUGUUAGAUGGCCUUUGUGAAAAGAUGCAAGAUUACACUCUUCAGAAGAUUGAUUCAACCAGACAAGAAUGGAUUAAAGUAGAUGACUGGGACAAACUUACAGCUAAUAAACAAGAAGCUCGAGCGUCUUCAAAAGAUAUAUCAUCUUACUGUGGAAGGUUACUUGAGGAAACCGAAGAUGAGUUGGCGGAGUUGAUAAAGAAAGGGUCGGUCAAAGUGGCAGGUGUGAGCAAGAUCCUGUGUCAAGAUUUGAGCAAGCACUGCAACCAGUCAAGUUCCCAGACAUCUGAUGACAUCGACUACGAGGGUGAUAGAUUGGAUGGAGAACUUUGAGAUUGUCGAAUUUAGACUGGAUUGACAGAAGAAUACAAGUGAUGUACCAUCCAACAUGUUAUGGAAAAAAUUUCAUGAUUUGUGUUGGAGCCAUUUAAGGAGACUUAAUUAUGCUGAAGAACAAUUGUUUCUUGAUUCGCACGGCAAAGUUUUGAUUUCAGUUGUCCUAAUAUUCGGAUAGAUUGUUCUUCUUUUCUAUUCUUAAAACUUUCUUGGUCUCUCA
This is a messenger RNA of Tripterygium wilfordii, 855 nucleotides long. Its product is annotated as protein canopy homolog 2. The transcript has 9 exons. Bases 66 to 632 code for a protein of 188 amino acids. Lineage: Eukaryota; Viridiplantae; Streptophyta; Magnoliopsida; Celastrales; Celastraceae. The record is from RefSeq and is a predicted model, not a curated record.